GCAACGCUUUCGAACUUGUUUUAAACUUUAAAGAGUCUUUCGAGAGUUUAUCAUUGUGCAAGCUUGCCAGUCUCGCCGACUGAAAUAUUGCUGCAUCAUGAUUUUUGGAGAUUUUUCUGCUUGUGUAUUUAUUGAUGGCCAGGACCGUCCGGAGUAUGAUGUCAUCGUCUCUAGCACACCAGCAGAGAAUCGCAUCACCUGCUGGAUCGCAUCGGAAGAGGGCAAGAAAUUUGGAGUCAGGUGGACGAAUAUAACUCGGCAGCCCUGGAGCAUCAAAUCGGUUGUCGUCGUAGACGGCUUUCACUGUCGUGGAGAGGCUGUACCCCCGGGCUGGGUUGGUGCGAAGGAAUGCACGUGUCUGAUCGACGACUCGGUCACCAGAGAUUUCAUGUUCUCAAACAUUGAGCUUACUGAUGAUGACUCAAUGCUCGAUGAUCAAAAUUCGAAGGAAAUAGGUCAAAUUGUGUUGGAGGUAAAUACUGGGUACAUAAAGGAAAAGGUAGUGAAACGUCAUCAAUUCAAUCACACCCGUCGUAUGGAAGGCAAGGUUCAUGAACGCUCCAAGAAGGCAUGUGCACAUCGUGUCAUCUUUGGAAAAGAGGUUCCCCUUCAAGUGCCACGUCAUGUCACAUCCAAGUUCAACUUGGAUGACCGUCCUACCACUCUCUUCGUGUUCAAAUACACGCGCUUGGAUAUCUUACAGGCAAUGGGCAUAGCACCGUCGAUAUCAAAGAACUUGAUCGAGGAAGAGGCAAAUGAUGAUGAUGAAAUUGAAAUAAUCGAUGGACCUAAUGAGCCUUCAAUUUUGCCCUCAGAGGACUUGAAGCCCCGAAUUCAACAGCUCGAGAUGGAGCUCCAGCGUUUACGUGCACAAUUGCCCCCAUCUGAGGACCGGAAGCCAUCACGUGUUAAGUUGGAAAGUGGGAUUUCGCGACGGCAACCCGCCACUGUUAAGGUCCUUGAUUUGACCGAGGAUUAGUGCAUUCCCGCCACCGCUCCGAGGAACUCGAUAUUUUUCAAGACGGUGCACACUGCAUCUACUUAUUCUUUCUGUUCGAACUCAUUCACAAUCAUUGUGGAUACCCGGUAUAAAACUUCUUGCUCAAGUUUCAGCUGUCAUCAGUG
This is a messenger RNA of Suillus paluster, 1125 nucleotides long. RefSeq lists its product as uncharacterized. The record is from RefSeq and is a predicted model, not a curated record. The transcript has 7 exons. Bases 98 to 979 code for a protein of 293 amino acids. Lineage: Eukaryota; Fungi; Basidiomycota; Agaricomycetes; Boletales; Suillaceae.